Cinclus cinclus is the source of this 12449-nucleotide messenger RNA. It is a transcript of the gene NF1, whose product is annotated as neurofibromin 1. The record is from RefSeq and is a predicted model, not a curated record. Gene Ontology annotation, biological process: regulation of GTPase activity. NCBI's taxonomy places the organism in Eukaryota, Metazoa, Chordata, Aves, Passeriformes, Cinclidae. The transcript is spliced from 60 exons. Bases 1 to 8598 code for a protein of 2865 amino acids.
AUGGCGGCGCACAAGCCCGUGGAGUGGGUGCAGGCCGUGGUGAACCGCUUCGACGAGCAGCUUCCAAUAAAGGCUUGCCAGCAGAAUACCCACACCAAAGUCAGCACGGAGCACAACAAGGAAUGUCUCAUCAACAUUUCCAAGUACAAGUUUUCCCUGGUCAUCAGUGGUCUCACCAAUAUCUUAAAAAAUGUUAAUAAUAUGAGAAUAUUUGGAGAAACUGCUGAAAAGAACUUAUAUCUAUCUCAGCUGAUUAUCUUGGAUACACUGGAAAAAUGUCUGGCAGGGCAACCCAAGGACACGCUGCGGCUGGACGAGACCAUGCUGGUGAAGCAGCUGCUGCCCGAGAUCUGCCACUUCAUCCACACCUACCGCGAGGGCAACCAGCACGCGGCCGAGCUGCGCAGCUGCGCCUCGGGGGUGCUCUUCUCACUCAGCUGCAACAACUUCAACGCGGUCUUCAGCCGCAUCUCCACCAGAUUGCAGGAACUGACUGUUUGUUCAGAAGAUAAUGCUGAUGUUCAUGAUAUUGAACUUUUACAGUACAUCAGUGUGGAUUGUUCAAAACUCAAGCGACUCCUACAAGAGACUGUAUUCAAGUUUAAAGCCCUUAAGAAAGUAGCUCAGUUAGCUGUUAUCAACAGUCUUGAGAAGGCAUUUUGGAACUGGGUGGAAAACUAUCCUGAUGAAUUCACAAAGCUGUACCAAACCCCCCAGACUGACAUGGCUGAUUGCGCUGAGAAGUUGUUUGAUUUAGUGGAUGGCUUUGCUGAAAGCACAAAGCGUAAAGCAGCAGUGUGGCCACUGCAGAUCAUCCUCCUGGUCCUGUGUCCAGAGAUAAUCCAAGAUAUAGCAAAGGAUGUGGUAGAGGAAACUAAAAUGAACAAGAAACUGUUCCUGGACAAUCUCAGGAAGGCCCUGGCAGGACACAGUGGGAGCAGGCAGCUGACUGAAAGUGCUGCUAUUGCUUGUGUUAAACUGUGCAAAGCAUCUACGUACAUCAACUGGGAAGAUAAUUCUGUCAUUUUCCUGCUGGUGCAGUCCAUGGUAGUAGAUCUUAAGAAUUUGCUGUUUAACCCAAGCAAACCUUUUUCAAGAGGCAAUCAGAAUGCAGAUGUAGACCUGAUGAUUGACUGCUUGGUUUCCUGCUUCCGCAUAAAUCCUCACAAUAACCAACACUUCAAGAUCUGCUUGGCACAGAAUUCCCCAUCAACAUUUCAUUAUGUGCUGGUAAAUUCACUCCACCGAAUCAUCACAAAUUCGGCUCUGGACUGGUGGCCGCGGAUCGACGCCGUGUACUGCCACGCCGUGGAGCUGCGCAGCAUGUUCAGUGACACCCUGCACCGAGCCAUGCAGGGCUGCGGGGCGCACCCUGCCAUCCGCAUGACCCCGACGCCCGCCAGCCCCUGCUUUGCAUGGCCCUGGGCCUCUGCUGCUAGCCUUACAUUUAAGGAAAAAAUGACAAGCCUUAAAUUCAAAGAAAAGCCUACUGAUUUGGAAACCAGAAGCUACAAGUUCUUGCUGUUGUCCUUGGUGAAACUGAUCCAUGCAGAUCCAAAGCUUUUGCUGUGUAACCCCAGGAAGCAGGGCCCUGACUCGCAGGGCAGCACGGCUGAGCUGAUCACGGGGCUGGUGCAGCUGGUGCCCCAGUCCAGCAUGCCCGACAUCGCCCAGGAGGCCAUGGAGGCCUUGCUGGUUCUGCACCAGUUGGACAGCAUUGACUUGUGGAAUCCUGAUGCUCCUAUAGAAACAUUCUGGGAGAUCAGUUCACAAAUGCUUUUUUAUAUCUGCAAGAAGCUCACAAGUCAUCAGAUGCUCAGCAGUACAGAAAUCCUCAAGUGGCUGCGAGAGAUUCUCAUCUGUAGGAAUAAAUUUCUGCUAAAAAACAAACAAUCAGAUAGGAGUUCCUGCCACUUCCUCUUCCUUUAUGAUGUCUCUGGAAGUGGAACUAGUCAAAUUUCUCUUGACCAUGACGAAGUGAUGCGCUGUGCACCAGGGGCUACCCUGAGGAAAGGGAAGGGGAAUUCUUCCAUGGAAAGCACAGCAGGAUGCAGUGGAACACCGAUCUGCCGCCAAGCCCAGACCAAGCUGGAAGUGGCCUUGUACAUGUUCCUGUGGAGUCCAGAUAUUGAGGCAGUCCUGGUGGCCAUGUCCUGCUUCCGUCACCUCUGUGAGGAGGCUGACAUCAGAUGUGGAGUAGAUGAGGUCUCAGUGCAUAAUUUUCUGCCAAACUACAACACCUUCAUGGAGUUUGCAUCUGUGAGCAACAUGAUGUCUACAGGGAGAGCUGCUCUUCAGAAGAGAGUGAUGGCAUUACUGAGGCGCAUUGAACACCCCACUGCAGGCAACACAGAGGCUUGGGAGGAUACACAUGCAAAAUGGGAACAAGCUACAAAACUAAUCCUUAACUAUCCAAAGACCAAAAUGGAAGAUGGGCAGGUGACAGAGAGCCUGCACAAGACGAUCGUGAAGCGGCGGAUGUCGCACGUCAGCGGCGGCGGCUCCAUCGACCUGUCGGACACGGAGUCUCUGCAGGAGUGGAUCAACAUGACAGGAUUCCUGUGUGCCCUGGGUGGGGUGUGCCUGCAGCACCGCAGCAGCGCGGGGCUGGCCACCUACAGCCCCCCCAUGGGCCCCCUCAACGAGCGCAAGGGCUCCAUGAUCUCCAUGGUGUCCACCGAGGGCAGCGUGGAGACCCCGGUCAGCAAAUUCAUCGACCGCCUGCUCACCCUCAUGGUCUGCAACCACGAGAAGGUGGGGCUGCAGAUAAGGACCAACAUCAAAGACCUGGUGGGGCUGGAGCUCAGCCCGGCGCUUUACCCAAUGCUCUUCAACAAACUGAAGAAUACCAUCAGCAAGUUCUUUGACUCUCAAGGACAGGUCUUGUUAACUGACACUAACACACAAUUUGUAGAGCAAACCAUUGCUAUAAUGAAGAAUUUGCUUGACAAUCACACAGAAGGGAGCUCAGAACACCUUGGACAAGCGAGCAUCGAGACAAUGAUGUUGAAUCUGGUUAGGUAUGUGCGUGUGCUUGGAAAUCUGGUACAUGCCAUUCAAAUAAAAACAAAGCUCUGUCAGUUAGUAGAAGUGAUGAUGGAAAGGAGAGAUGACCUUUCAUUUUGUCAAGAAAUGAAAUUUAGGAACAAAAUGGUGGAAUAUUUGACAGACUGGGUAAUGGGAACAUCUAAUCAAGCAACAGAUGAGGAUGUGAAAUGCUUGACAAGAGAUUUAGACCAGGCAAGUAUGGAGGCAGUGGUUUCUCUUCUUGCUGGGCUUCCACUCCAGCCUGAAGAAGGAGAUGGUGUUGAGUUGAUGGAAGCAAAAUCUCAAUUAUUUCUCAAGUACUUCACACUGUUCAUGAACCUGCUGAACGACUGCAGCGAGGCGGAGGAGGACGGGGCUGCGGCGGGCGGGCGCAAGCGCGGCAUGUCGCGCAGGCUGGCGUCGCUGCGCCACUGCACCGUGCUGGCCAUGUCCAACCUGCUCAACGCCAACGUGGACAGCGGCCUCAUGCACUCCAUAGGCUUGGGCUAUCACAAAGACCUCCAGACAAGAGCCACGUUUAUGGAAGUCCUCACCAAAAUCCUGCAGCAGGGGACGGAGUUUGAUACCUUGGCAGAAACAGUGCUGGCAGAUCGGUUUGAGAGACUGGUGGAGUUGGUUACAAUGAUGGGUGAUCAGGGGGAGCUUCCUAUUGCUAUGGCUUUAGCCAAUGUGGUGCCUUGUUCUCAGUGGGAUGAGCUGGCUCGUGUCCUGGUCACACUCUUUGAUUCCCGGCACCUGCUCUACCAGCUCCUCUGGAACAUGUUCUCAAAGGAGGUCGAGUUGGCAGACUCCAUGCAGACACUCUUCCGAGGAAACAGCUUAGCCAGUAAAAUAAUGACUUUCUGUUUUAAGGUCUAUGGUGCUACAUAUCUGCAGAAGCUCCUGGAGCCUUUGCUGCGGGCUGUGAUCACAUCCCCCGAGUGGCAGCACGUCAGCUUUGAGGUGGAUCCAACAAGGCUGGAGCCCACAGAAAGCCUUGAAGAGAACCAGCGGAGUCUCUUGCAAAUGACAGACAAGUUUUUUCAGGCAAUCAUUAAUUCCUCCUCGGAGUUCCCACCCCAGCUGCGCAGUGUGUGCCAUUGUUUGUACCAGGCAACUUGCCACUCUCUACUGAAUAAAGCUACCGUAAAAGAAAAAAAGGAAAACAAAAAAUCAGUGGUGAGCCAGCGCUUCCCCCAGAACAGCAUCGGGGCCGUGGGCAGUGCCAUGUUCCUGCGCUUCAUCAACCCCGCCAUCGUGUCCCCGUACGAGGCGGGCAUCCUGGACAAGAAACCCCCGCCCCGCAUCGAGCGCGGCCUCAAGCUCAUGUCCAAGAUCCUUCAGAGCAUUGCCAACCACGUGUUGUUUACAAAAGAGGAGCACAUGCGGCCUUUCAAUGACUUUGUGAAGAGCAAUUUUGAUGCAGCUCGAAGGUUUUUCCUGGACAUCGCGUCCGACUGCCCGGCCAGUGACACAGUGAACCACAGCCUGUCCUUCAUCAGUGAUGGCAACGUGCUGGCACUGCACCGCCUGCUCUGGAACAACCAGGAGAAAAUCGGCCAGUACCUGUCCAGCAACAGGGACCACAAGGCUGUUGGACGACGACCUUUUGACAAGAUGGCAACACUUCUUGCCUACCUGGGGCCUCCUGAGCACAAACCUGUGGCAGAUACACAUUGGUCCAGCCUAAAUCUCACUAGUUCCAAAUUUGAGGAGUUUAUGACAAGACAUCAGGUACAUGAAAAAGAGGAGUUCAAAGCCCUGAAAACAUUAAAUAUUUUCUACCAAGCUGGGACAUCCAAAGUUGGCAAUCCUGUUUUCUACUACAUCGCUCGGCGGUUCAAGACUGGUCAGAUCAACGGGGAUUUGCUGAUCUACCACGUGCUGCUGACCCUGAAGCCAUACUAUGCAAAGCCAUAUGAAAUCGUGGUGGACCUCACGCACGCUGGCCCCAGUAAUCGCUUUAAAACAGACUUUCUUUCUAAAUGGUUUGUAGUUUUUCCAGGCUUUGCUUAUGAAAAUGUCGCAGCAGUUUUUAUUUAUAACUGUAACUCUUGGGUCAGAGAAUACACCAAAUACCAUGAAAGGCUCUUGACAGGUUUGAAAGGGAGCAAAAGGCUUGUUUUCAUAGACUCUCCAGGGAAGCUGGCAGAGCACAUUGAACACGACCAGCAGAAACUCCCAGCAGCUACCUUGGCUUUGGAGGAAGACUUGAAAGUGUUUCACAAUGCUCUCAAACUGGCUCAUAAAGACACCAAAGUUUCUAUUAAAGUUGGCUCGACAGCGGUGCAGGUGACAUCGGCAGAGCGCACGCGGGUGCUGGGCCAGACCGUGUUCCUCAAUGACAUCUACUACGCCUCUGAGAUCGAGGAGAUCUGCCUGGUGGAUGAGAACCAGUUCACCCUGACCAUUGCCAACCAGGGCACCCCGCUCACCUUCAUGCACCAGGAGUGUGAAGCCAUCGUCAGGUCCAUCAUCCACAUCCGCACGCGCUGGGAGCUGUCCCAGCCCGACUCCAUCCCCCAGCACACCAAGAUCCGGCCCAAGGACGUGCCUGGGACUCUGCUCAACAUCGCCCUGCUCAACCUGGGCAGCUCAGACCCCAGCCUGAGGUCUGCUGCCUAUAAUCUUCUAUGUGCCUUAACCUGUACCUUUAAUUUAAAGAUUGAGGGUCAGUUACUGGAGACUUCAGGUCUGUGCAUUCCUGCCAACAACACACUAUUUAUUGUAUCUAUCAGUAAGACUCUUGCAGCAAAUGAGCCACACCUCACCUUGGAGUUCUUGGAGGAGUGUAUUUCAGGAUUUAGCAAAUCCAGCAUUGAGCUGAAGCACCUGUGCCUGGAGUACAUGACCCCCUGGCUGUCCAACCUGGUGCGUUUCUGCAAGCACAACGACGACGCCAAGCGCCAGCGCGUCACUGCCAUCCUGGACAAGCUCAUCACCAUGACCAUCAACGAGAAGCAGAUGUACCCUUCCAUUCAGGCCAAGAUCUGGGGCAGCCUGGGACAGAUAACAGAUCUCCUGGAUGUAGUGCUGGACAGUUUCAUCAAAACCAGUGCCACGGGGGGCUUGGGCUCCAUCAAAGCUGAGGUGAUGGCAGACACAGCUGUAGCACUGGCUUCUGGCAAUGUCAAACUGGUGUCAAGCAAAGUGAUUGGGAGGAUGUGCAAAAUCAUUGACAAGACCUGUCUGUCCCCCACGCCCACGCUGGAGCAGCACCUGAUGUGGGAUGACAUUGCCAUUCUGGCUCGGUACAUGCUCAUGCUCUCCUUCAACAACUCCCUGGACGUGGCAGCACAUCUCCCCUACCUCUUCCACGUGGUGACUCUGCUGGUGGCCACAGGGCCCCUUUCCCUCAGAGCUUCCACUCAUGGGCUCGUCAUCAACAUCAUUCACUCUCUUUGCACAUGUUCACAGCUUCACUUCAGUGAGGAGACCAAGCAAGUUUUAAGGCUGAGCUUGACAGAGUUCUCCCUCCCCAAGUUUUAUUUGCUGUUUGGGAUCAGCAAAGUGAAGUCUGCGGCGGUGAUCGCGUUCCGCUCCAGCUACCGCGACCGCUCCUUCUCGCCCGGCUCCUACGAGCGAGAGACCUUCGCCCUGACCUCGCUGGAGACAGUCACUGAGGCCCUGCUGGAGAUCAUGGAGGCUUGUAUGAGGGACAUUCCAACGUGCAAGUGGCUGGACCAGUGGACUGAACUAGCUCAGAAGUUUGCAUUCCAGUACAACCCCUCCCUGCAGCCAAGAGCACUGGUUGUCUUCGGCUGUAUAAGCAAACGAGUGUCUCAUGGACAAAUAAAACAAAUAAUCCGAAUUCUCAGCAAGGGACUUGAGAGCUGUUUAAAAGGCCCUGAUAAUUAUAAUAGCCAAGUUUUAAUAGAAGCCACAGUUAUAGCCCUCACCAAGCUGCAGCCUCUUCUUAACAAGGACUCCCCUAUGCACAAGGCUCUGUUCUGGGUGGCCAUGGCCGUGCUGCAGCUGGAUGAGGUGAACCUGUACUCGGCAGGGACAGCCCUGCUGGAGCAGAACCUGCACACCCUGGACAGCCUGCGUGUGUUCAAUGACAAGAGCCCAGAAGAAGUGUUCAUGGAGAUCAGGAGACCACUUGAAUGGCACUGCAAACAGAUGGAUCAUUUCGUUGGGCUAAAUUUCAACUCCAACUUCAACUUUGCACUAGUGGGACAUCUCCUGAAAGGGUACAGGCAUCCUUCCCCUACCACUGUAGCAAGAACAGUGAGGAUUUUGCACACACUCCUUGCUCUGGUUAACAAACACAGGAACUGUGACAAGUUUGAGGUGAACACUCAGAGCGUGGCUUACCUGGCAGCCCUGCUGACGGUGUCCGAGGAGGUGCGGAGCCGCUGCAGCCUCAAGCACAGGAAGUCUCUCCUGCUGACAGACGUCUCAGUGGAAAAUGUUCCCAUGGAUACAUACCCCAUCCAUCACAGUGACACUAGCUAUAGGACACUAAAGGAACACCAGCCCUGGUCAUCCCCCAAGGGGUCAGACAGACACCUGGCUGCCAGUUACCCAACAGUGGGACAGAUCAGCCCUCGCACCCGGAAAUCCAUGAGCUUGGACAUGGGGCAGCCUUCACAAGCCAACACUAAAAAGCUUCUAGGUACAAGGAAAAGUUUUGACCAUUUGAUAUCGGACACAAAGGCUCCUAAAAGGCAAGACAUGGAAUCUGGAAUCACAACGCCUCCCAAAAUGAGGAGAGUAGCCGAAAAUGAUUAUGAAAUGGAAACCCAGAGAAUAUCACCACAGCAGCACCCACACCUCCGGAAGGUUUCCGUUUCCGAGUCAAACGUCCUCCUGGAUGAAGAAGUUCUGACUGACCCAAAAAUUCAAGCACUGCUGCUUACAGUUCUUGCCACGCUGGUGAAGUACACCACGGAUGAGUUUGACCAGCGCAUCCUCUACGAGUAUCUAGCAGAAGCAAGCGUUGUCUUCCCAAAGGUCUUUCCUGUUGUGCAUAAUUUAUUGGAUUCCAAGAUCAAUACCCUUUUAUCGCUGUGCCAGGAUCCAAACUUGUUGAAUCCAAUUCAUGGGAUUGUGCAGAGUGUUGUCUACCAUGAGGAGUCUCCACCCCAAUACCAAACAUCCUAUCUACAGAGUUUUGGAUUUAAUGGGCUGUGGAGGUUUGCUGGCCCCUUCUCCAAGCAAACCCAAAUCCCAGACUAUGCUGAGCUCAUAGUGAAGUUCCUUGAUGCCUUGAUUGACACGUAUUUGCCUGGAAUUGAUGAGGAAACCAGUGAAGAAUCUCUCCUGACCCCCACCUCUCCAUAUCCUCCAGCGGUGCAGAGCCAGCUCAGCAUCACUGCAAACCUCAACCUCUCCAACUCCAUGACCUCACUUGCCACUUCCCAGCACUCCCCAGCUUUUCUGCCUUGCUCUAAGUCUGCAGUUUUCAUGCAGCUGCCUCAUCCAGGGAUCGACAAGGAGAACGUGGAGCUCUCGCCCAGCGCCGGCCACGCCAACAGCGGCAGGAUGCGCCACGGCUCCGCCAGCCAAGUGCAGAAGCAGCGAAGCGCCGGCAGCUUCAAGCGUCACAGCAUCAAGAAGAUCGUGUGAUUGUCGCUUUUUAAUUUUAUUUUUUAUUUUUGGACCCGACUGACACGCGCGGCCCCUCGCGAAGGGCCCUCCACCGGGUGUGAUGCUGCACUUGAUCUGUACAGUUGCCAUCCCGUCAGCCGCGUUGCCAGACGAACAACUCCUGCCCCACUGCCUGAGUCAUUCCGUGCUCGGUUCCAGCCGCUCUUCAGAACCACGCGUGUGCCCCGGGGGAGGGUGGAGUUCUGGAGCGCUGCAGAGCCGCUCUUGUUCCGGUCCAAAGCCAUUUCCCAGCCCCUGGCCUCAGGUGUUCCUGCUAAGGGAAGUGUUGAUCCUGAACCCUCUUUGCACGCCUCGAGGUAGUAGUGGCUUCCUGAGCCAGGGAAGUUUCUCUAACCCUGGUUUUAAUCCAAACCUGUAAGAUUUUAGCUGUGUACUUUUUUUUUACCACACUGAGAAGUCCAUGAUAGCUGCAGUACGAGGAGCUUAACAGCAGUAGUGGAUUAGGUUAAAUUUCAGGUAAUUAGCAAUAAAGGAGGGAGGAGAAGGAGGCUGCAGGAGUCCCUCAUUCCCCAAACCAAGCUUCACAAACUUGGACUCUACGUGGACCAGACUGGACAAACUAGCUUUUUUCCCAAAACGUUUUUUUCUUUUUUUUUUUUCUUUUUUUUUUUCCUUUUUUUUUUUUUUUUUUUUGCUGUACUUUAUCUGCCCUGAGGAAGUUGUACAGGGAAAAAUCCCUGGGAACUGACCCUCGGGCUGUCAUUGUAGCACCUGCUUUAGUCCUGCCCUUCCCAACAAUGUGCACCUUCGAGAGCUCCUGGCAGAAUAUCCAGUGGGGAAUGGAGGGAAGAUGGGAUGGAUUCACUGCCGGCUCUGGGGGAUAGCGUGUGGCAGAGCUGCCCCUGUGCUGCCCGGGCAGGGGCGGAGAGAGCCACGUGUGCUCAAGGUACAUGAAUUUCGAUGAACUGACACUGUGUGCAAUGGCAGGGGGCUGGCGGCGUCACCUCCCGGGGUGGGGCCGGGGCUCCUGCGGGGUUUCACACACCUGGGGCUGCGGCUGGGGACGGGCACGGGCUGCUGUGCUGGCAGGGAGGAGCCAGAGCCGGGGCCGGUGCUGGCCCUGCUCCGGGUGCCACGGCCCCGCGGGCUGGAGUUCAGGCAGGGGCUGUGUCCCUGGGGGCUCACACAGCUCCUGCUCAGAAACAGAUCUGUUUCCCAGUUUCAGAUCUCUCUGCUGUGGUAGGAAUUAACAAUCCUUCAGUGGCUUUAAAGGAAAAAAGGAAAUAUAUCCAUGUAAAAGCCAGUCCUCCAGUGCAAUCGUUAGUGGCUUUCACUAAAUCAAACUCCACAGCUAAAUUAUUAGAGAAUGGUACAAUUAAGGGUUCCAGUUUAUUGCUAUAGCACAUAAUUCCCAUGUAUCCACACAGUAACAAUGUAACAUUUAUGUAAAUAAAAAUACCUUUAUUGUAUUGAUUCAUAAAAUAACAAUUUCUUUAAUUUGUUUACAGUCCUGGAAAAACUAUGAACACAAACUUCAUAUGCAAAUAGUUUGCCAAAACAAGAGGAAAACUUAGAAUUAGCAGUGAUGCAAUCAACAGGCUAGAAAGGUGAACUGGUGCAAUGAAACAAAUCCCCUCACUCCGGUGGUGCAGGCACCAGGGCAGGAACGUGGUCACUGGUGACACAGAGUGGGGUCUAAGCAGGGCCGUGAGGCUGAGCUGGGCUCAGGGACAGAGCAGGGGCUCCAGCUUUGGGUUUGGGGUCCCCAGUGUUGGAAACCAUUGUCAUCCCACAACUCGGAUUGUGAGGAGCGCCCCCGGUGUCACUGGGGCUUGCUCUGGGUUGUUCCCAGUUGAGCUGGUUCCAGCCCUUCCCCUUUUGCUGAGGACAAGGAAUUGUAGAAGCCUGAGGAUUUGUAUGUAGGAGGAAAACAAGAAUCUCGUGUCAAGGUGGUGUGCUGUUUUCAGUUGUUUCUCGUAUGAGCAGGUCUCCUGCAAACAGGAACAGUAAUUGCAGAGAACUGAUUUUGUCUGGGCAGAGAGCAAGCCCUUCCCUGUUCUGCAUCAUCCAUGUCAGCAGUGUCCAUCCAUCAGAACUGCUGCGUUUCCCUGCAGCACAGAGAUGUGGGAGCAGAAGGGACAGGGAUGAAAGUCACCUUCCCUGUGAAAACUACUCCAGGCUCUCAGUCCCAGCUGAAAAAACGGGUCUCUUCAUCAAGUCAGUGAACAAAACUGCACUUCCUCUUUCCUGGAAGGAGGGAGUCGCUCGGAGUUCUCCCUGUAUGAGAGGUUCAUUGAGAAAGCCUGGACUCUGUCAGAGCAGAGGCAUCAGACACCCGUGUCAGGUAAUGGGUGAAUCGGGGUGAAAGGAGUGCUGAUGGCCAAGGUUUAAUUUGGGAUCGUGUGUGCCCCGAUAGACAGGACCGUUGUCUCCUAGUACUGGUGCUUGGGAAGCUUGUGCUUGGCUCCCAGGGAACCACGGCCUUUGUGUAACAAUUAACCUCCCAUCAGUAAUUAGUUGUUGGGUGCCUUACUGUCACUGCAUCACUCUCCCGCUCCCUCCCGCAGCCGCUGCUGGGAUUUGCCUCUUUUUCUUUCUCACAUGCUCCUUCCUUUGUUCUUUCCCUGUUUCAGCACUCUCCAUCCCAUUCCAACCCUGGGAGCUCUGCUCCCAUCCCGGGCUGCUCCAUCCUUUCUCUUCCUGCUGUUGUCUGGUGACCAGCAGGUUGUUGCUGGUGACAGUGUGGGUGUGAGCCUGACCUGACACGUGGGAGCCCCAUCCCAGGGUCCCCAGUGCCACCGCGCUCCGGGCAACCCGCGGGCCACUGGCAGUGGCUGCUCCAGGCUCUGCUGCCCCAGGCUCUGCUGCCCCAGGCUCUGCUGCAGGGCUGGAGCUGCAGCCCCAGAGUCCCUGUGCUCUGACACGGGAACCGAAAAUGUCGAGAAACCCGAUUGGAACACGCGGACCAUGUAGUGCCCUCCCGGGGAGCGUGUGUGACCCCCGGCUCAGAGCCCGUUCCCUGCCCCGCACUGACCACAGCUCAGUACUGUAAAGACAAUUAACGUUCUGUUUGUGUUUGUAUUUUCCCUGACUUAAAGAUAACUCGGUAGUAUUUGAGUAGUGCAUAACCUACCUGUAAUGAUGCCGAUGUUUCUGCUUUACCGUGCAUGAGGUUUCCCAGGACAGGGAACAUUUCCCUGAGUCUCGUGGGCUGAGCCCCUGGUGCGUGCCAGGGCUGCCUCUGACCCGGGUUGUAGGAUUUAGGGCUUUUUCUGUUUCAUUCUAAGGUUAAUUUUUUCCCAAGUCACAAAGCACGUCUUAUUGUUAUGCAACAAACCACAGACAGUCACUCAGAGUGUUGGUCCCACUUUUUUUUUUUAUGCAGUAUAUUCACCUGUAAAUAGUUUUUGUGUAAAAUUUGACAGAAAAGUAUAUUUACUACACUGUAAAUACAUGUGACAAUAUAUUGUAUUAUUUUGCUUUUUUUGUAAAGCAGUUAGUUGCUGUAUAUGUAUAACAUACAAAUUUGAUUAUUCUAGUGUUAGUAACUGUUAACUCUCCUCCUCCCUCCUGCUGGUGCAUUCUAUCACUUAAAGCAGAAGCUGUGUCUGACACACUCACCCUGUAUGAUCUCACUGCUUCCAUCCGGCCUCGGCUUCCCAAGGGUUCCGUGAGCCCGGCCCCGGCCGUGCUGUCAAACCCAGGCUGGGAGCCUGGAGAGCCACUGGUCCCAGCACCUGUGGGAGCUGUGGGUCACAGUGGUGGAAACCUGGUUUCAGAUAAUUAUUGUUCACCCCAUUCUCCCCUCAUGUAUGUACUUCCCCCCCCCCCUUUUUUUUUUUUUGAAGUAAAAUGUAAAUUCAACCUGC